AUGUCAUAUCCAAAGAAUAAGAAAUUCCUUGGGACAAAAAAUUCUAAUGUCGUAGUCUGUAAGCGUGGUUUAGUGCAAGGACCGAAAGGCAUCCUCAAGCAGAUGAUUGCUGUCAGCUGCCCCCCUGAUGCCGUGACCUAUAGUUCCAUCAUCUGGGGCUUAUGCAACAGUGGCAGGGCCGGGGAGGCAGAGCGGAUACUGAAGGAGGCAGAAAGAAGGUGGCUCACAUUGACAGUCUUGAGCUACACCCCCCUUAUUCACAGGUACAGUCUCCAGGGGAAGGUCCUCACGGCCUCCAACCUACUCUUGGAAAUGAUGGAAAAGGGGCAUCCUCCAGACCGGGUUGCAUGUGGCGCACUCAUCCAUGGGCUCGUUAAUUCAGGAGAGAUCCAGGCAGCGUUGUCGAUCAGGGGGAAGAUGAUGGAGCGAGGUGUGGUGCCUGAUGCGGCAAUCUUCAAUACUCUGAUCAGUGGGCUCUACAAGAAGGGGAUGGUCCCUGCUGCAAGGGAUCUGCUGGUGGAGAUGCUGAACCUCAACAUCCUCCCAGAUGAGUUCAUCUAUGCCACCCUCCUUGACGGGUUCAUCAGGAAUGGUGACCUGUCCGAGGCAAGAAGACUGUUCUGCUUCUUGGGUGAAAAGAGCAUUCCCCACGGCGUUGUCGUCUACAAUGCAAUGAUCAAAGGGUACUGCAGGUUUGGGUUGAUGAGCGAGGCGAUCUUAUGCGCUGAUGAGUUGAAGAAGAAAGGGAUGCAACCUGAUGGAUUCACCUAUACGACACUCAUUGAUGGCUAUGUGAAACAGCAUGAUAUGAAUGCAGCUCUGAGAGUCUUUACUGAGAUGAAGAGGCAGAGAUGCAGACCCAAUGUUAUCACCUACUCGGCCCUGAUCAAUGGGUUCUCCGGGGAAGGAAAUUUUGAGAGAGCCCAGCAACUUAUCAGGGGCAUGCGAUCAGUCGGUCUGGUCCCAAAUGUUGUGACACAUAGUAUCCUUAUCGGCAAUGCAUGCAAAGCUGGCGAGCUUGAAAGAGCUGCUGUUUUCUUCAAGGAAAUGCUGCUUGACAGGUGCUGUCCUAAUGAUGUGACCUUCCAUUACCUUCUCAAUGGGCUUGUCCAUGCCGUUCCCCACCUUCAUGCAGUGGAUGAAGAUGGGCUUCAUGGGUAUGAGGGCUCCUUGCUGUUGGAGAUGUUCAGAAGCAUGAUUGCAGAUGGUUGGGAUCCCUGGUUGGCUGCUUAUAAUUCCAUCAUUUUGUUUCUCUGCCAGCAUCGGAUGCUCAAGUCUGCACUGGAGCUGAGGGAUAAGAUGCAGGCCAAGGGAUGUGCGAUGGAUGCUGUCACAUUUCUCUUCCUUCUUCACGGUUUUUGUGUGGAAGGGAGAUCUAGUGAAUGGGGUGGUGUUCUUGGUUGUAAUUUUCAACGGCAAGAGCUGGAGAUUUCCCUGAAGUAUACUCUCUUGCUGGACAGGCACACCAAUCAGGGAAUCAAGUCUGAGGCCUCGGCGAUUUUCUCAUCCUUGUUUGAAGAUCUCAAGUCUGAGAAAGGGUUGAAUUAUGGGUAA
Molecule: messenger RNA, 1554 nt
Organism: Spirodela intermedia
Lineage: Eukaryota; Viridiplantae; Streptophyta; Magnoliopsida; Alismatales; Araceae
Source: the annotation of a GenBank genome assembly